AUGUCUUCUAAUCAAGAAAUGCAAAACAUGAAAAAAUUGGUUCUUCAGAAAGAGAAUAUGCAAACCAAUGUCUCAUUACCUCCAUCUGUUGAUCAAGUUAUGAACCACUCUCAAACAACAGAAAAAGGGUCAUCUAGUCCUACAAAGGUAAGAAGAGUUCGAGGAAGCAACAUGUGCAAACAAGUUGCUUCACUUGAAAUUGGACAAAAGUUGAAAGUCACCUUUUACAAUAAUCGAACGGUUGGAACAAAUAGCAAUCUUUUUUCGAGGCAUUUGGGAAAAAUUGUGCGUGAUCGUAAUAUUUGUCCCUUGGGGGUAUCAUCGUGGCAUGAUAUUAAGCAAGAAAAGUUGAAUCACAUGUGGGCAGCCGUUGAGCACAAAUUUGAGAGUGUUGAUAUGAAUGAUCAUCGUGAUCAUAUCUUGGGAUGGAUGAAUGAGUUAUGUAACAAAUGGAGAGGACACUUGCAUGCAAAAUAUGUGAAGGACAAGCCUAUCCAACAGUCUCUUAAGAAUGUCCCAAGAGGAGUAGACAAAAAAGAAUGGGAAUGGUUAGUAAAGGAACAUUUUGCUUCUGAAAGUUUUCAGGCAAGAAGCACUAGGAAUGCAGCAAAUCGAGCAAAGUUAAAGAUGCUUCAUCAUAUUGGUAGCAAGCCUAUUCGAGAGAUUAUUUAUCAAAAGGGCGGAAAAGAUGGAAAUCCACCAGAUUUGGCAACUAUUUUCUUUGAGACUCGUAAGAAAGAUAACAAGCUUGUUGAACCUGAAGCAAUUGAAAAACAUGCUCAACUCGAAGAAAUGGUUCAAGUAGAUCCAUCUCUACCUACCUUAGAGAUUGUUGAAAAAUGUUGUGGACCUCAAACUCGUAGCCACGUAUUUGGAUUUGGGGGUGGAGUAAAGGCAAAAGACUUGAAAGGUGGAACUUCCUCAAAAGCUGAAUUGUUAUCUGCGCUGCGUUCAACUCGAGAGGAUAUCAAAUCCUUGAAUGAAGAGAACAAAUCCUUGAAUGAGGAAAACAAAUCCUUGACCAAUCGCUUGUCUACCUUAGAAGAUGCGAUGAAAGAAGUAAUGAAAAUGAAAGAACUCUUCGUGGCUCAUCAAUCACAUGUACCAGCUACAACAUCGUCCUUUUCAACUGAAUGA
Molecule: messenger RNA, 1137 nt
Organism: Solanum verrucosum
Lineage: Eukaryota; Viridiplantae; Streptophyta; Magnoliopsida; Solanales; Solanaceae
Exons: 6
Coding region: 1-1137 (378 amino acids)
Source: RefSeq, a predicted model, not a curated record